GUGCUUGAUCAUAUUAUCGCGGAAUUAAAAGUGAAUUUAACGUGUACAAAAGUUUUACGGUAGACAGCAGUAAUUGUGUGUCAUGAAAGCAUUAAUUAACGUGUGAGUAACGUGAUUUGCCAUGACUUUUAAAAAACAAAAUUUUUUUAUAAAAAGAAACAACAAAAUAAAAGGAUUUAUUUUGUGUACAUUCGUACUUCGUAAUUAGAAAAAUCAAUAAGCCUCGGUAUUAAUUUUUUUUUGUCACUGAAAAAUUUAAUAGUCAUAAAAUAUCCGAGUGAAAGUGAAAGCUGGUUUUACUAAAAAACCAAUAGCGAGUAAUUAAAAUAAAUUUUAAAUUAUUUGUGUUGUUUUUUAUUUAUAAAAAAAUGAAGAAGUUAAAAUUCGCGCAAUAUUUUGUGGCUAUUGUCGUGUCUUUGGUGGACAAAAGCGCCGGGGGUAGUUGCAGAGCUGCGAAAUUGUGCUGUCAAGGCCGCGAUUCCGGGUGUGUUAUUCAAAAAGUUUCACCAAAUGCUAUUAUCGAAAGCCCUAAAGAUAAACCCUGUUACUGCGAUCACGCUUGUCUUAAAUUAAAUGAUUGCUGUAAUGAUUUUCGUGAAACUUGUAGUGUAGUCGACUGUGAAGUAAGUGAAUGGGGAACAUGGUCAGUUUGUGAUAAUUUAUGUGGGGUCGGUAUUCAAAGUAGAAUACGUGUUGUUACAAAGUCGAAACAAAAUGGUGGGAAACAUUGUCCGCAAUUAGAGCAAUCUAGGGUAUGUCAAGAACACGUUGGAUGUCGUCAUUGGGAAAGAGAGUCAUUAUAUAAAAGCAACGUGACUUUGCUCACGACAUGGCAUGAGAUUAAUCCAGAGCUAAAUGAGACAACAAUCGAGACGAAACAAGGAACGUGCUCGGCUUUUACCGUAAUUUGGGCGUCCAGAGCAUGCAGCAAGGACUUUCCAGGCGUAACACUCGGUGCGCAAAUAUGUGUCAUGUGUCAUAGCGAACCAGAGACUGGAAACUGUCAAAAUAAUCAGGAUCCACUGGGACCUACAGGAAUCGGCAGGUGGAAAAUAAUAACAUCAAUAUCAGCGCGGUGUCACGGAAAAUGGAUCAGCAGCGCGAAUAAUAUUCAGCAGUGCGACGUCAACGACUGCAAAAAUACAACGUCUUUUGUAGCGGAACAGUCAUGCAGAUUAUAAAUGUUUGAUAAUAAAAACAAAAAAAGUAAAGAGAUAUGUUACAUGGAAAUGUGGACGAGGCAGCGGAAAGGGCAAUGACAUAUCAAAUUCAAAAUUCAAAAUAUAAAAUAACCCGGUCUAAAUGUACCACGGGCUCAAAUUGUCUGUACCAUCUAUUGCAUAAAUAAACAUUCGU
Messenger RNA from Microplitis demolitor, 1356 nucleotides. RefSeq names its product somatomedin-B and thrombospondin type-1 domain-containing protein. The record is from RefSeq and is a predicted model, not a curated record. The transcript has 6 exons. Lineage: Eukaryota; Metazoa; Arthropoda; Insecta; Hymenoptera; Braconidae. Bases 369 to 1181 code for a protein of 270 amino acids.